This is a messenger RNA of Cetraspora pellucida, 750 nucleotides long. The record is from the annotation of a GenBank genome assembly. Lineage: Eukaryota; Fungi; Glomeromycota; Glomeromycetes; Diversisporales; Gigasporaceae.
AUGAUUAUUCUUUUAUUAGAUAGUUUUUAUCAAACCUCAAACGCUAGUAGUUCUACCACUGCCAUUGAUCCAGUUGAUCAUGAAGGUGUAUUAAGCCCAGAUGAUCCCAAGUGGAAAGGUUAUUGGUUAGACGUAUACGGCGGCCAAUUGAAAAACGUACAAUGGUUUUCUGUAGCAGGAAACCAUGAUUGGUAUGCUAAUGUCACCGCUGAAGUUGACUAUUUUGGGGAUGAUGAUUCCAGAUUCUUUUUACCCUCUCUUAUUACGUUAGAAAAGUUACUUUUGGUAAUAAUGUUAAGGCCGUUAAAUGGAACUCUUAAAGAUUUUAAUUUAUAUACUAAUGAUCAAAUUACUGCUAGACUUGAUUGGCUUGAUCAGCAAUUGCAAGAUAAUCAGGAUGCUGAUUGGCUUUUUGUUGUUGGUCAUCACCCACUUGUUGGUGAUUGUGGUCUUAAAAAUACUGCUAAAUAUUAUUUAAUGUAUUUAAUUCCUCCUGUUUUGGCAAAAAAUAAUGCAUCGGGUUAUUUCAACGGUCAUGCCCAUGAACUUUCUUAUAUGGCUCCUAGUUCAUCUUCUAGUGUCGCUUAUUUCGGUUCAGGUGAUGGUGGUGCUACUCUUGGUUCUGGUUGUACUCAUCCUACUUGGUCUGCUCCUUUUACUUUUGGUUUCUUGUCCAUUACUAUUUCUGCUGAUGGUAAAACUUUAUCUUUCGAGUUUGUUAAAGCAAACUCUACUGAUACUGAUCCUGAG